Caenorhabditis angaria is the source of this 923-nucleotide messenger RNA. NCBI's taxonomy places the organism in Eukaryota, Metazoa, Nematoda, Chromadorea, Rhabditida, Rhabditidae. The record is from the annotation of a GenBank genome assembly.
AUGAAGUUGCUGUUGCUCAAAUCGUCAUUUUGUUUGUCAUCAUAUGUUCAUAAAAAUCACAAAUUCUUCCCAAAUCACUGGUAAACUAUUUAAAAAUUAUUUUCUCAAUCAAAAUCUAUGAAAAAUUUCAGUUGUUCUUCAAAUCUUCGCCCCAAAUCAAUAAAAAUCCACAAAAUGCCGAGAAGAAGUUGCUGUUGCUCAAAUCGUCAUUUUGUUUGGCAUCAUAUGUUCAUAAAAAUCACAAAUUCCUCUUUUUAUUAUUUGUUAUAAGAAUUAUCAUUAGUUCGAGAUACAAUUAUUUUCUUUAAAUUUGCUUUUAUUUUUCAUGUUUUCCUGAUAAACUAUUGUCUGUUUUGCAAAAUUUCCAGAAUUUUAGCUCAAAAAUAACCAGGAAAAACUCGAAAAAACAGAAAAAAACCGUUUUUCCGAAAAAAAACAUUGAAAUAAAAGUAAGAAUGGAAGUGCGCUCCAUUGCAAAUUUCGCACAUUUCGCACGUUGUCUCGCACUCUCUCAAUAUUUUGCUUUUUGCAAUUUUCUAUUGGCCUGAAAGGGUGUGUGUCAAAACAUUGAUUCUGAUGCAGUUGUGAGUGGAAUUCAAGAUCUUACCGAACUCGCCACAAUUUCCGCAUUGGCUAAAACGCUUGAUGCUUCAAUUGUUCAAAUAUCGAUUGGAAUGAAAAUUGAGUUCGAGUGUUUUGAUACGCCAAAUGUACCGUUAACAUGCACCACGCCCAAAAUCUCGUGGACAGAUGGUGUUACGACUGGAACUGAUGGUAUGAAUUGGCAAGUUGGACAACCGGAUGGUCAAUCUUCUUGGUUGGAUAGAGGAGUUCUUUUGGUGCAGGAAAAUACAUUGGAAUCAUUCGGAUCAUUUGACACUGUUGAUGGAACUGUGUGUGGUGUUGAAGCAGUAGAAAAUUGA